Messenger RNA from Paraglomus occultum, 786 nucleotides. NCBI's taxonomy places the organism in Eukaryota, Fungi, Glomeromycota, Glomeromycetes, Paraglomerales, Paraglomeraceae. The record is from the annotation of a GenBank genome assembly.
AUGACAUCCCAAUCGGCAUCUUCACAACAAUCUUCCCCUUCCAGUGCCUCUUUCGACUGCAAAUGGAGCCGGUGUUCGCUCACCUAUGGUUCUCUAGAUGACCUUAUAGUCCAUAUUCACGAAGUACACGUAGGCAAGAAAAAGUCAAAGUAUAUCUGCGAGUGGGAAAACUGUCCAAGAAUCGGACAAAACCAAAAGUCUCGGUUUGCUCUUGUUACCCAUUUGAGAAGCCAUACGGGCGAGAAGCCAUUCGCUUGUGAAUUCGAAGGUUGCGAAAAAACUUUUACACGGCCUGAUUCACUAAGAAAGCACAUACGAUCGCAACACGGAAACAAUCAAAUGGCCGAAUCACCCAGACAUCCUAUAUCAUCCAAGAAACGUAAACCUCGCUCGCCCUCAUCUUCACUGUCUGAAUCAUCUUCACAUUCCUCUCGGGCAUACCGUAAUUCGACGCAAAAUCACCAAGUCAAUCGCAGCAAUCCAUCAUCCUCGACUCAUCGUCUGCCUACACUACCUAAUCACAGCGAUAAUGUAUACAAUCCUCAUCGCACUUAUACUUCCUCAUCGAACACAACAUCACCGAACGAGAGUGAAGACGAAAGCGAUACACAAGGGACAACGUACUAUGAAAAGUACUUACUAUUGAAGGCAAAGAGCAAGUAUAUCAGGCGGGAGAAUGAAAUACUUGUGGACGAAUAUCAAAAUGUAAAAGUCAGAUUGAAGAGACUAAAAACGGAAAAGGACAUUUUGUUGGAUGCCGUCAUUGCUGCUUCGGGAGAUGAAUAG